AUGUCGAAUUUAAAUGGCAGUUCGGCAGUCCCUUCUGCAUCGAAGAAACGAACAUCUCAACGGAUAAAAGCUCAUUCAUCAGGCAUCGUACUUAGAAGAACAUCAGCUCGUGCUGCUGCUUUGUCCAAUAAGUCAUUAACUGGGACUCGAAAAACAUUGGAGAAUACUGUUUUUAAUAAGUAUAUUAGUCGAAGAACAUCACUAUUCAAAAACACUCUUCCUUUAAAAGCACCAAGUCUUCGAGCGACGAUGAAGACACAUGAAUCCUUAUUUAACAGCAAAGGAAUACUUUUUCGAGUUGGCGAUAUUAUUUCGGCAAUUGACAAAGAAAAUGGAAAAAAAUAUUUUGCUCAAAUACGAGGACUUUUAACAGACAUAUAUGCUGAAAAAUCAGUGGCACUAAAUUGGUUUGUACCACUUGCUUCAGCUGCUGAUCCUCAUAUUUUUGAUGCCGAACACUUUGUUCAUGCAGUAUCUGAUUCUAAAUUCUACAAACUUGAGACCCUGGACAGUGAAUGCCUCUCGAGAUUCAUAAGCUAUGAUUUUGCCAAUCAAAGAUGUUGUCUUAUGUGGAAAAUGAAUAAUUAUCCGCUACCUAAUAGAGAAUUAUUGGCCAUAAUUGGCCAUACUGACUAUGGUCAGGAUUGUACUUUUCUACAACACGUCCCUGAUCUACCGGAAUACCGUUGGAAGUGGUCUCCUCUAACAUGUGCUAUGGAUCAACUUCGUUCUGAAUUGUGUGAGCGAUGGAAGAACAUACGAAGAUUAGAUAAUAUUCAGCCUAGUUUAAUGGACAAGAUCGGUAUUAAAGAUGAUCAUCCUUAA
Molecule: messenger RNA, 825 nt
Organism: Dracunculus medinensis (Guinea worm)
Lineage: Eukaryota; Metazoa; Nematoda; Chromadorea; Rhabditida; Dracunculidae
Source: the annotation of a GenBank genome assembly